AUGGGCAAGAAGCGCGUGCUCGUCAGUUAUGGCGUCGAUGUGGACGCGGUCGCUGGUUGGCUGGGAUCGUAUGGAGGAGAAGACUCCUCAAACGACAUCAGCAGAGGCUACUUUGCGGGAACCAUUGGCGUCCAAAGGGUUCUCAAGCUGCUUGCCAAAUAUGACAUCAAAGCGACUUGGUUCAUUCCCGGACACAGCCUUGAAACGUUUCCAGAAGACAUGGCCGCGGUUCGAGAUGCAGGCCAUGAGAUUGGUCUCCACGGCUACUCGCACGAAAACCCAACUGAUAUGACGAUUGAACAGCAAAGGGAGAUCCUUGACAAGACGUAUCGAAUGCUUACAGACUUUGUGGGCAAGCCUCCUAGAGGCAGUGUUGCUCCGUGGUGGGAAACAAGCAAGGAGGGUGCACAACUCCUGCUUGAUUACGGUAUCGAAUAUGACCACAGUAUGAGUCACCAUGACUGCCAGCCGUACUACCUGCGGACUGGUGAUGAAUGGACCAAGAUCGACUACAAGAAGAAACCUAGCGAAUGGAUGAAGCCGCUCGUCAGGGGCCAAGAGACCGGGCUAGUAGAACUUCCGUCCAACUGGUAUCUGGACGACCUUCCGCCCAUGAUGUUCAUCAAAGACGCACCCAACAGUCACGGCUUCGUCAAUGCGAGAGAUGUGGAGGACAUUUGGAGAGAUCACUUUGACUACUUCUAUCGCGAGUACGAUGAGUUUAUCUUCCCAUUGACCAUUCAUCCAGACGUAUCGGGCCGUCCACAUGCCCUCUUGAUGCAUGAGAGACUUAUUGAGCACAUGAAGAAGCAUGAGGGUGUUGAGUUCGUUACAAUGGAGCAGAUAUGUGACGACUUCAAAGCAAGGACAGCGCCUUCACCGGGAGCCAUUAUGCCCGCAGAGCGAGGCGCUAUUCUCAAGAAGUCACCAUGA
Molecule: messenger RNA, 933 nt
Organism: Colletotrichum graminicola M1.001
Lineage: Eukaryota; Fungi; Ascomycota; Sordariomycetes; Glomerellales; Glomerellaceae
Product: polysaccharide deacetylase
Exons: 2
Coding region: 1-933 (310 amino acids)
Biological process (GO): carbohydrate metabolic process
Molecular function (GO): hydrolase activity, acting on carbon-nitrogen (but not peptide) bonds
Source: RefSeq, a predicted model, not a curated record